This is a messenger RNA of Dentiscutata erythropus, 581 nucleotides long. Lineage: Eukaryota; Fungi; Glomeromycota; Glomeromycetes; Diversisporales; Gigasporaceae. The record is from the annotation of a GenBank genome assembly.
ACAAGAACGACAAGAUAGAACAAAACUUUUAGAUCUUCUCUUAUCACCAGAAGAAUGGAGUUCAAUAGAUGAAUUAGCGAAGCUCUUAUAUUCUUUUACGCAGGUAACUAGAUAUAUUGGAGGAAGCCAAUAUCCCACUUUGGGAAUAAUGAUUCCUACUCUUAUUAAGCUCUCAUAUCAUUUAAGAGAAUUUUAUCUCACUAUCGCUUUACAAACAGUAAAAAUCUGCUGCAGUAAAAUUAACCAAUCAAUACUGUCAAGGUGGUUUGAACCAUUAUCUUAUAGUCAAAUAGCUGCCUUUUUGGAUCCAAGAUUCAAGCAAAUGAAUUAUGUAACAGCUAGUAAAAAAAGAGAAACUAUUGCUCACCUUUAUUCUUUAUUUGAUACACAAGGCCGAUCUACUUUUAUUCAAGAAUCUCAACCUUUAAAUACUAACUUGUCUUUUUUUUUUUCUUCUUUUUAUGAUGAUGACUACAUUAUUCAAAAUGAACCUAAAAAUGUAUCAUUAAUUGAAAAAGAAAUAACACUUUAUAAAAGUUUAUCUCAAAUUCCUAAAUAUCAUAUAAUAGACGAAGAAUAUC